This is a messenger RNA of Scleropages formosus (Asian bonytongue), 2925 nucleotides long. Its product is annotated as probable peptidyl-tRNA hydrolase 2. Lineage: Eukaryota; Metazoa; Chordata; Actinopteri; Osteoglossiformes; Osteoglossidae. Bases 412 to 954 code for a protein of 180 amino acids. Gene Ontology annotation, molecular function: protein binding; peptidyl-tRNA hydrolase activity. The record is from RefSeq and is a predicted model, not a curated record. The transcript is spliced from 7 exons. Gene Ontology annotation, cellular component: cytosol.
AAAAGGAAAAAAAAAAAAAGAAAAAAAGAAAACGCCUUCUUCGAUCGCCGUCUUUGUCUUAGAGCGCAGCCUCGGCCCGGCGCUCUUGCGAUGCUGCGACAAGGUGACAGGCGACGCGUGUAACCGGGAACCGAGGCGCGUGUCCGCUUUUUGAGGAGCUCGGCGCGCGCGCUGUCAUGCUGCCACACUGACCGGCUCUGCAAUAAAUAGUGUGACCGGAGGUAAGCGCGAGAGCGGAAAGCGGCGCGCCGACACGCGACCAGCCGCGCAGAAGCUUCGGGGGGAAGCGGAGCCGCCCUGUGCGUCCAGGUUAGACGUGUCCUUCAUCGCCGCGUGGGGAGUGCAUGCCAUUGACGUCAUCGCGGACCCGUAAAGCAGCACGCGAGCAGGAAAAAAGGUGGGCGGAGGACUAUGGAGGGUACGGAGCAGUCGGACUCGCAGGAGGUGAACGCUGUGUACCUGCAGCAGCUGCGAGAGCUGGACAUCCCAGAGGAGGCGGCCAAGCAGGCCCUGCUCCACACCAGGAAUGUGUCCGCGGAGGAGGCCGCCAUGUAUUACUUCAACAAGCUGGAGAAUGAGGAGGAAGGUGAUGAUGAUCUUAUAUUUAAGAUGGUAUUUGUGGUGAACAUGGACCUGUCCAUGGGAGUGGGAAAGGUGGCAACACAGGUGGGGCAUGCUGCUGUGGGGCUCUACCAGGUUCUGCAGGAGAAGAACAGCUGGAGAGAGAUGGCUUGGAAGUGGGACCACACUGGGUCAAAGAAGGUGGUGAUGCAGGGCAGUAACACGGCUCACCUGCUGGAGCUGCAGGCUCUGGCCAUGAGCCUCAGUCUGCCCACGUACCUGGUGCAGGAUGCGGGACAGACGCAGGCGGAGCCUGGAUUACACACUGUCCUGGCGUUGAUGGGAGAGGAGGAGCUGCUGAACAACGUGACCGGAAGCUUGCAGCUGCUCUGAGAAAUGGGGGUGUUGUGCCCUGCUGUGCCACGGGACAGUCAGCAGGGGGCCACAUCACCCUCCCUGUAGGAGCGUCUGUGGCACAUGAGGGGGGCACCAAAACCUCCACAGAUGCUCAUCAUUUUUUUUGUUCUGUUCCUUCACCUGUGAUUGGAAGAACAGAAACCCACUUAUUUUAAGGAGGAUAACCGGAUUCCAAUGAAAAUAACAUUUCUUGUUUUUACUUAAUUUGAAUGAGAUCCCUUAGCACUAUGUUCAUAUACUGUCUGUUGCUUUCACCACUUCCCCCAAAAUACUGUAAAUUAUUGGACCCUGAUUAAUUACCGUAUUUACUUGAAUAUAACUUUCACUUUUUUCCCCAAAAGUUAAAAAAUCCGGGUGCGAGAUACAUGCGGGAAUUUCUGAAACUAAAGUUUCUCGGGAAAAAAUUAAAUUGACGUUUAUAAUUAAAUCUUCAGUAUUCAUUAUAAUUUAUAAUUGCUCACAUUCUUUAGAAAAUUCUUUACGCAACCUAACACAUAUUCAAACAACUCGUCCUCCAAUGCAGGAAACUUUCUACAUUUAGUUCCUCGGAAUGCUUUUCUUGACUUAUUGGUGUUUUGUAAUGCAAGUUUCUGUUUAUGCCAAUAUCACACAUAACACUCUGUAAACUGUCACUGUAAACUCACGCCCUGCUGCUCGAUUGCCCUGUUUUUCUGUGAAAUCAAUAACUUUGAGUUUAAAACCAGCACUCUAACUAGAACGUUUCUCCACAUUUCAAGCAAAAAUUACUGGUAAUUUCCAAAACUUGAGAUACUUUACGAAGAAUGCUUCAGGAAUGACUUAUGAGAAGUGAUCUGAAAGCGGAGCGUGAAACGGACAACAUUGGUAGGCGACUCAUCAACAAAGGCGAGCCAACAAUUGUUGAAAUGCUGAUUCUCUUUAACCGAAUUCCAAAAUAUCUGAAACUGCUGUAACAACAUUGAUUGAUUAUCUAUUGCUUACAGCUUUAAACUUUUUUCAUGUGCGAGGUAUAUGCGAAACUUUUUAAUUUCUUUUUUCGUAAAGUAAAAUUAGGAGUGCGAGGUAUACGUGAGAACAAGUUAUAUUCAAGUAAAUGCGGUAGUUAUUUGCUUAAACAUGGUACUGCAUAUAAUUCAAAGCUACAUUUUACUUGUUGUGAAAAUCUGCUCUGUUACUUUAUAAGGUUUCAAAGUUGACAAUAUUGCUCUCCCCAAAGGAUAGCAUAGAAAGGUUAUAGAAAGGCUGUAGAAUGGGAAAUAUGUUAAUGUAGUUUUCGUGUUUGUUGCUGUGCAGUCAUUCAUUCAUUCAGUGCCACAGUCCACCUGGUGGCAGGUAGAGCUAUACUGUAAAAGUUGUAUCAAAACUGUCUGGAUUUUUCUGCCGAAAAUCCUGUAUUCACGUGUUUCUCUUUCAUUGACUUCCCUUCCCCUCCCAUUAUCCCUUGUGUCAUUUGAUAUUUCUGUAAAGGAAGGUUUUCUUAAAUCUUACCUGGCACACACUACAGCUUUCCAGAAAAUAUCAGGAGUAAGCAAGUCAGGGUGCAGAAAAGGAAAGGUUUUAUUUGGUGCUGUGCUGAGUCAUGAGAUGCCCUUCGUCUUCCCAGUCAUGGAAUGUGCAGCAGGAUGGGGUGUACGUUCUUUAUUUUGUUCCCAACAACAGAGAGAACUGACACCGAUACUGCUCAGGUGCUGUAUUUAUGUAUAUAGUGCACAGGCAACAUGCAUCAGUUAUAUUGUAAAGAGGCAGCUUAAAAAUCAAGUGUUCUGUUCUUUUUAUUUUUCAGUAUUUGUGAGGAUCGGUGGAAAAUUGUGCUAUCGCUUUCAUUUUACCAUACACUGUACACUGCAGCCUUGCUGGACAGUAACAAUAAGUACAGCCUGCACCAAAAUGUAAUAACUCUGCUGUUUUGUUUGCUUGCACUUCUUUCUUCAGUGAACUCUUAACUUGUUUAUUCUGCGUGACUAUUAA